This is a messenger RNA of Phodopus roborovskii (desert hamster), 1224 nucleotides long. It is a transcript of the gene Tcea2, whose product is annotated as transcription elongation factor A2. The record is from RefSeq and is a predicted model, not a curated record. Gene Ontology annotation, biological process: DNA-templated transcription; transcription elongation by RNA polymerase II. Gene Ontology annotation, cellular component: nucleus. Lineage: Eukaryota; Metazoa; Chordata; Mammalia; Rodentia; Cricetidae. The transcript is spliced from 10 exons. Gene Ontology annotation, molecular function: zinc ion binding; nucleic acid binding. Bases 109 to 1023 code for a protein of 304 amino acids.
UGUUGCACGCGGCCGCCAGGCGGAGGUUUGGACCGCGCAUCUAGGCGGCGGCGGCCGAGGUCUGGCCGGGCGGCGCAACCGGCGCAACCCGCCGCCACCGAGGUGGUGAUGGGCAAGGAAGAGGAGAUUGCGCGGAUCGCCCGGAGGCUGGACAAGAUGGUGACCAGGAAGAGCGCGGAGGGAGCCAUGGAUUUGCUUCGGGAGCUGAAGUCCAUGCCUGUUACAUUACACCUGCUCCAGUCCACCCGUGUUGGGAUGUCUGUCAAUGCCCUGCGGAAGCAGAGCUCAGAUGAGGAGCUCAUUGCACUGGCCAAGUCCCUCAUCAAGUCCUGGAAGAAGCUCUUGGAUGUUUCUGAUGGCAAGACCAGGGAUCAAGGGAGGGGCACACCUCUGCCCACAUCAUCCUCAAAGGAUACCUCAGGGACUACGGAUCUCAGGCUUUGUCUCUCUAGCUACAAGAAGCCAGACCCACCUAGGACCUUAUCCACUCCGAGGAUCACCACAUUUCCCCCAGUGCCCAUCACCUGUGAUGCUGUACGAAACAAAUGCCGUGAAAUGCUGACUUUGGCCCUGCAAACAGACCAUGACUAUGUGGCCGUUGGUGUAGACUGUGAGCAUCUGUCAGCUCAGAUCGAGGAGUGCAUCUUCCUGGAUGUGGGAAACACAGACAUGAAGUACAAGAACCGCGUGCGGAGCCGGAUCUCCAACCUGAAAGAUGCCAAGAACCCUAGCCUGCGGCGAAAUGUGUUGUGUGGUGCCAUUACACCCCAGCAGAUAGCUGUGAUGACAUCAGAGGAGAUGGCCAGUGAUGAGCUGAAGGAGAUCCGCAAGGCCAUGACCAAAGAGGCCAUCCGUGAGCAUCAGAUGGCCCGCACAGGUGGCACACAGACUGACCUGUUCACCUGCAGCAAGUGCAGGAAGAAGAACUGCACCUACACGCAGGUGCAGACCCGCAGCUCCGAUGAGCCCAUGACCACUUAUGUUGUCUGCAACGAGUGUGGGAACCGCUGGAAGUUCUGCUGAUCCCUUGUAUUGAUGUGUUGUCCUGGCCAUGGCUAGCAUUGCCCCCUCCUGCAAUGUUCUUGGCGGACACAGCUUCUCUGGAGAUCCCCAGAAGGUGGCAUGUCCUGUCCCAGCCUGCCUGCCUGGUGUGCACCUUUUUGCCCUUUGUCUCUCAUUAUUAAAUGUUUUCUUUUGCCUUUCUCUGGCUUUCCUGGUGGGCUA